Molecule: messenger RNA, 315 nt
Organism: Angiostrongylus costaricensis
Lineage: Eukaryota; Metazoa; Nematoda; Chromadorea; Rhabditida; Metastrongylidae
Source: the annotation of a GenBank genome assembly
AUGGCGGGACUACUGGGUGUGUCCCAUGGCCGGAACUGGAUAUGGACGCAGAGGAUGCGAGCGGCGUUGCAGCCACGCGAUCCCCAUCGAUCCGUCAUAGUGGUGGCACAACGAUUCGCGUUCUUCUUGACCGUUUUCCUCGGAAUGCUUUUUCGGAUCGUGAUCCUCCUCGAGUUGCGGAGAGCAACAUCUUUGGCCGAUUGUCAUAGUGGUGGCACAACGAUUCGCGUUCUUCUUGACCGUUUUCCUCGGAAUGCUUUUUCGGAUCGUGAUCCUCCUCGAGUUGCGGAGAGCAACAUCUUUGGCCGAUUGUAA